Molecule: messenger RNA, 866 nt
Organism: Aplysia californica (California sea hare)
Lineage: Eukaryota; Metazoa; Mollusca; Gastropoda; Aplysiida; Aplysiidae
Product: zinc transporter ZIP3
Exons: 5
Coding region: 21-866 (281 amino acids)
Biological process (GO): zinc ion transmembrane transport
Cellular component (GO): plasma membrane
Molecular function (GO): zinc ion transmembrane transporter activity
Source: RefSeq, a predicted model, not a curated record
AACAGUUGCAGUAACAUACCAUGGACGACAACUCCAUCAAAGGGAUUUGUCUCUCUCUCUUCUUCCUGGACACAAUGUUCUUCGGUUGCCUCCCCUAUCUCCUCGUGGGCAAAAGCGGGAGCGCUGUCUCUCCCCGCUCCGCUCGGAUUCGAACUACUAUCACCUCGUACUUGAACUGUUUUGCUGGUGGAGUCUUCCUCGGUGCUUGUCUUCUGCAUCUCAUGGUGGAAGGACGUGAGACGCUGGAUGAGUACUUUGCGCUGGCAAACAAGGAUGUUGACUUCCCCGUGUACGAGUGUGUGGCUGCAGCCGGCUUCUUCCUCAUAGCUCUCAUCGAGCAGCUGGCUCACAAGUGUUUGGAGCACGCGGACACUGACCUCCACCAAGAUGUGUCCAUUAUUGAAAAUCAGGGCGGGAUCCAGUUAUCGCAGCUUUCGGCAACAAACGGUGGUCACGUGAACACACUCAGCUACAUUUCCACUGAGUCGGACAACAUCAUACUCAACAACAACGGUGCUGAAAACGGCUCAGCGGCUGAUAGACAAGGUGUGAGGGACGGGACACAAGUGAAUCCUCUAAAAACAGAAAGUGACGCAAAUUCCACCUCCAGGGGUCCGCAAGCUGUGCACGUUCCGACAAGUUUCAAUGACGACUUGGAAAAGAAAAACAUGUUUAAAAUGAUGGAGGUCCGUCCCAUGAGGGCUUUCCUACUCCUCGGGGCGUUCUCCUUCCACACGGUGUUUGACGGUCUGGCAGUGGGUCUUCAGCAGGACAGCUCCAACAUCUGGCAGGCGAUGAGUGGGGUGAUCGCCCCUGACCCGACCCGACCCGACCCGAUCCCACCCGCAACGGGCACACCUGUAUAA